AUCUUGAUAUGAACCACCCAAAAACCGAUCCAGCACAGAAACAAUGUCAGUUUGUAAAGACAUAAAUGACGAUUACAAACAAACUAUAACGCACAAACAUAAAAGACGGUUAAUUAUUUAGAUGUCUCAUGUACAGUUUGGUCAUGCUAUCUAAAUAUUUCAACGACAAGACAAUCAACUCGGCAAAACUUCCAUUAAUGUAACAACCCUGUGAAGCCUUAUAGAAGACUUCUUUCCACAAUUAAUUGAAAGAAACUAAUAUUUUUUUCCCAAUAGGCCAACUUUGGAAGGCUCUUCAAAACUUGGUUUUCCCUGACUUCGAAUCUUGCUAAGAAUUUCCGUCAUGCUUAUAUUUUCCAUUUCUUUUUCCUUGUUUUUUUUUUUUUUUUUUUCCAUACCGUUGGCCUCUUCUUUGAAAGGAAAAUGUUCCAGCGGACCAGCAUUCAAGAAGGAACUGUCUAAGAAAAUUUGUUUAAGUCGAGUUCCUGUUGUUUAAAUACUAGGCUACUCGAGUACUUCUGUUCGUGAUGAUCUGCCCUUGAAGUACAUUGUUUUACAGUGUAGAUAACCGCCCCGCACUACUGCAAAUACGAGAGAGAGAGAGAGAGAGCAUACAAAAUGCUUCCGACAUCAAGUUAAUGUAUUUCAUUGUCGUUUGUUCCAUGAAACUAAAUCUAACACGAUUUCCGUUACUUCGUUUCAGAAUGAACAUAGGUUAAAACCAUAGAUAUAGUCCCCUCUAUAUCUAUGGUUAAAACUAAAAGCUGGCACGAAAACCCACAAUACCCUACGCAUAUCCGACGGAAAUUAAAGUAAUAAACAACGCGAGAAUCAAGGAAUAAAACUUAAUAAACAAAGCAUGAAUCAAGGAAUAAAACAAGUCCAUAUAUAAAGAGGAACUUGAAAUCAAAAGUGUUAACUCUCUCCAACACUAUCCGUUAACCAUUGUUCCACUUAUAGGAGUUAGGAUGAGUAUGAGAAGCAGAAGAUGGACCGCCGGCGGACUUGCACAGGUUUCUUGUGCUACUCCUCGCCGCAUCUGGUUCAGUAACCGUUUGGUCAAUGCAACAGAAGUUAGACAGGCGUUGGAAUGGUAAAACAGUACGUUCAAUGAGUGAAGCGAAACAGACGUUGUACGUUAACACUGCUUUUUCUCUAUAGAUUCGCGUGUUAUAAAUAAACUCGAGUGUUAUAUACGUGUAUGUGCUAUGGUUUGUAGGUCAUUAUGAUACUUUGCUGUUAAAAUCGACUAAAACUGACUGUCAAAAAGCGAGUCAUUAAAAAAAUUGUUAUUAUCUAAAGUAAAUCAAUAUGAACGUGAGAACGAUUAUAUAAAUAGUGUAAGGGAAAAAAUGUUAUCCGGUUCCUCAACCAAGAUGAACACUGAAAGGCAACGGUUACAGCGAGUGAGAUAACUUAUCUAAAACUUAAGUUUUGUUCAAUAUGGUGAUCAUGACUAAAUUCAAGAAUUUUUUACCUGUGAUUCUGUGCGCUGGGUGUUUAUGUGAGUGUGUUAUGCUUGGAAGAUUUGAUAAUAAUGAUAGCAUAAAAAGGCUUGCUACUUUUCAAGACAAGACAGCAACCACCAUUCGUUCAAAGUCGUUAGACAAACUCGCUGAAGCUGUGAAUUUUAGUGAUGUUAGGCAACUGCUGACGGAGGAAAACGAACAUGUUGACAGCUACGAAUCUAGCAAAUUAUUCAGCCCACCAGAGAGUUUGACGGGAAAGAACAAUGAGCCUAGUAAACUAUUUAGUCAAUCUAAAGGCUUAUCACGAGAAAGCAAAGUAACCCGGAGGUCUCCAAAAACGAUAAUACAUUCGAAGAAUGAGAUAUUAAGUUCGUAUCUGAGAGCCAUCAAUCUGCCUCAGUACGAGCCUGAGCAACUGUACAAGCAGGUCAAAUACCUGCACGACACCUUGCAAAACCAUCCCUUAUACUACAGCCUCCUGUCACACGACACGCUUCAAACGCUGGUUGAGGAAGUCUCUGUCCUCUCAGACAACAUCAUAAACUUGUUUAAUAACACUUAUACUGAAACACUAGAUGCUCAAAUUCCACCAGAGGGAAUGGAGGAAACUUUGCUCAUGCAUGGUACUUCAUCGGCAGCUCCUAUGGGCCCGCAGGGAAGGCCACGCCCUUCCCUUUAUUAUGCCAAGGAUCCACCAAUGUCGCCUGGCUCAUCAUCUUUGCAAACUGAUAAGGUUGAUGAAGUCUCCUUGAAUACUAAUUCGUCUAGGCCUAUCCUUAGCACAAAUCUUUUCAGUGCGAUUUAUACGUUACAUAACCAGAUAAGCGUGGCUGAGCCUUUGGUACACAAAGCAGGUGCAAUACUUCAAGACAUGCUCACAGAAAAAAAUAUUGAUGAGGAUACAGCCAUUAACCUUCUUCCUACACUUCUGCCCAUGGUACUACAUGAGGGAGAUGCCUCGUCUUUACCAUCAACAUCAUUAUCAACACCACCACAGCCACCCUCCUCAUCCUCGUUAACACUAUCACCAGCAUCACCCUCAUCGGAACAAUCACACAUUUCAAGCGUGAGUAAUACAGAAAAACAAACACAUCAGUCAAUAAGCACUUCAGCUGUUGAUUUUAUUUCAUCUUCAAACAAGUCUGUACACUCGUCCUCCUCCGCUCUUACUUCGACCUUACAGAUGACAGAGCUUCUCUCACUUAACCAGUCCAAAAAUUUACAAAAUUCAACACUUAUGCAAUCAUCAACAUCUACUAUUCUUCCUGCAUCAGCUUUUCACUCAGAUGCAAUUGCUUUAGAAACUGUUCUUCAUAAUACCACAUCAACAGUUACAGUAACACAUUAUUUAACCACAACCACUUCCAAAUAUACAUCCAGUUUGUCAAACAAUUACCCCAUUACAUUAAUCAAUAUGGCUGUACCUACAAGUUCUGCACCAUCAUAUUCUCCCCAAGUUACAAGCAGUGAGCUUAAUAGCUUACAUCCCGAUAAUCUCACAGAGAAUUAUGCAAACCUCUCACAUGAUGCAGACUUAACAGGAAAUUUCAUCAGUCAAAUGCUAACAUCCUGGACAACUUCAUCUGGAAAUCUUGAUGAGAACACUGAGGAUUCUCCUCACAACAACAAUAGCCUACCGAGCAGUUACAUCACUGUUUAUGAACAGCAGUUAACCACUGAGAACACCUCAACAGUUCCAGAUUUUCUUGAAACAACUGAUGAAAAUGUCAGCACUUUACUUAACAAUAUUUCUCCAACUUCAGCUGGAAAUAUCAGCCUGCCUAUCGACCACGUCGGCGACCAUGUCAAUCAAGACCAUCCAGUGAAGUAUUCAGAGACUACGCAGAUUACCCCUAGCAUCCAUUUAAUCAGCAGCAGCAUAAGAAGAGAUCCAUCUGACAACAAAGACAUCCAGAAUCAAGAAGUUGCUGUCCCUCUUUCAGACACAAAAAUGCUAGUAAGGAGCACAACCUUUUCUGGAGGGUCUGAACCUCAGGAAUUUACAACAAUGACAGCAAUGUAUGGGAAGCCCCCCAUAACACAAGUUGUUUUAAAAUUACCAGUCAACAGUACAAACAUGAAACACACCAUAGCAGCUGAACCCAACAUGACACUGCCGCACAAAGGUAGCUAUGAAAGCAUGUUUCCUGAUAUAAUUUCCCAACUUGUAGCAACAACACCGUUGAUGACUGAUGCUGAUGAAAGCGUUCUUACUUUGCCUUCUAAAUCCUUUUCAUCUAUUAGUACACCAUCACUAUUGACAAAAGUAAAACCAGAUGUCCAAAAUUCCCAAGUAAAUACCUUUAAUGUUGAAACUCCAGUCAUAUCUACCUCUAACUCAUAUGUACCCACGAACAGUCUAGCUUUCACCUCAGAAGAGGAUUUGCUUUCAUCACUACCGACAGGAUCAGUUCAUGAUAAAAUGCACAUUUCCUUCACUGAAACUGAAAAAUCACCAGUUGCAAGUUCCAUAGCUAUACAAGAACUGGAAAAUUAUGAAAAAAUAACUUCCACCAAAAAGAAUGAUUCAUAUAUUUUACCAGUAAAACUUCUCCCUACUCAUAGUUUUUCCUCAAUCAACAAAAUCUACGAUUCUCCGACAAAAAAUUUCAACACUGUGCAUACUGAACCUAAGCCGCCUCAGGGUCAAUUCCAGCAUACAACAAAUACAGCCCAGAUCCUAACAGUUUUUCAUGACAAACCCACUGACAAUCAUUCUUUCAAAGCUGCAUCCACAGUCACAACAAAUAUUGUUACAUUAUCGCUUCCUGUUCACUUUAUUAUUAUUUCAACAGUCAUUCUUCACCCUGCCACUAGACUCACGGCUCCGUUGGCAGCUUUUUCUUACCAUUCUCUGCAGGGAUCUGUUAUUACAGCAACCCAAGUACCAACUGUUGUUGAGACGCAAUUCACAACUGACAUGACACAGAAUCCUUUCAACACCAGUUUUUUGCAUGGAAGUUUUGCUGAACCACAGAUCAUUUUAAAUAAAACAAAAAAUGUUUGGACUGCAGAGCUUUCGUACACUGCCUCAACCAAAAUACCAAUCACUGCAAGCGAGGCACAAAACUUUUCUGUCACUGAGUUUUUGGCAACUAAAUUCCUCACACCACAGACUAUAUCAGAUUUGAUUCAAAAGGCAAUCGAGGUCAAGUCCCCAGAUACUGAUGGAGACGUGCUCACACAUAAAGCACAAAGCCUUUUUGUUGAUGCAUCCCCAACCACCAGUUUUUCUGUAGUACAUUACUCGUCAAAACAGACAACAAAUAAGCUUACUACUGUUCACCCAGUAACAAAAUUUGUUGGCCAGCAUUUCACUCUAUGUACAUCACUUAUUACAGGAAAUCCAGCUCUACACAUAACAUCCCACUUUCUGCAUGACUCAGAAAUAACCAAAGAUCAGUACCUUACCAUCAUUACACAUUCUGUCACGAAAACGACCACAGUAACACAAUAUGCCGCACAAACGUCUUCAUACAUAAAUAAUGAAUACUUCCUUCAGGAGAGCAAUGUUUCGCCGAUAUACCUAGACAAUAAUGACAAUAAAGUUCAGAUUUCACUUACUGGGAAUAUAAAACAAACGCCACUAAUUCUGAGCUCCCACAAAAACAAUUUUAUACAAAAUCAGUGGAUAAAUUUUCAAGAACUUUGGCAUUCACCAUCAUUAAAAAAUUCAUCAGAACAAAACUCUGAGAAUGUGAACAUUUCAGCUGAGGUUCCAUAUAGUCUUGAAAAUAACAGCAGUGUUUAUUCAACAAAAAAUAACCUAAGCAUACCAUCAACAAAUUAUUAUUCACCUUCACUGCAUUCAUCAUCAUUCCAUGGUCCCUCAAAACAAAGUACUGAAAGCACAAACAAACCAGCAAAAGAUCAGAAGUUACCUGUCAACAGUAUAAGAGACAAUAUUUCUUUAAGUGACCAGACUAUACCAUCUAACAACCCAGAAUUAACUUCUUGGAAUAUACACAAAAUUCAAAUUUCCACAAUGCUAAAUGACAGCAUCUCUAAUCCCCUGGCAACUCAAUAUAUUCCCAUAAAUUACGAAGAUGGGGUUCGCUUGGUAACUGAUCAAAAACCAGUGUCAAACGCAACAGCAGUUUCAUCUUCAACCCAACGCUCACCAGCUUCAUUGUCUUCACACGUUAAUGGCUAUAGUAAAGUAUCAUUUGACACAGUUAAUGUUCAAGAUUUAUCUACAAGCACGCACCAAGCAUCUUUCCAAAAUAACAUUUCUUUCCAAGAGGCUCAAAAUUCUUCCUCCCAAAAUCGCAACCAUUCAAGUAAGCCAGAAAAAGAAUUACUGAAAGCUGCUUCACCACCGUUAGGUAUUACUGAAACAGCACCUGAUUUACUAAAUAAAUAUCAAUAUGCACCACCAAACAUCAAAUCCUCCAACGAAAAUAUUACAGUAAAUUCAAGUUCACAUUCCUAUUUUCACCAAACUGACUUUAAUCACUCUAAACACAAUCUACUCAAGACACAGACACGCACACAGACAGGAGAUACUGUUACUCAUCAACUACCAAGUGACAAACAAGAGACAAGUCCAGAAAUCCUGACAGUUUCCCAACAUAAGCAUACAAACAGCCAUCUUCAUAAUCCUCUUACAGUAGAUAUUUCUGACUUAUUCUCAUCAUCUUCAGGUCCAUUAACAUUAUCUUCGCUUAUCAUCAGUUAUUUAUCUUCGUCUCUAGAAAAUAAAACUGAAAAUAAUCACUCAAACCUCCAUAAGCAACCCAGUCCACAAAAAAGCUCUCAACCUUUGCGUCAACAAAGUAAUGGAUUGCAGUUUCCAGUAACAUCCAGACCUGAGAUUCCUCUUGACAGUCCAACACUGGCAACACAGAUUCAGUACCCCAUAGUCCAUAUAAUCAAUCCUAAUCCUGACAGAACCCUUCCUCCUUUAUCAUUUAACAUCUCACAGCCUCCUACAAGUUAUGAUAAUAUGUCCGAGCACAAGCUGGUUCAAGAGGAGGGUACAUCUGAAAAGGGCGAUGACGAAUUUCUUAAUUUGAUGAAGCAAUCCCUUAAUUUAGUAAGUCCUAUAAUCCCUUGGAAGCAAUCAGACAACAAUAAGCCCUUCAGCAUUGCAGAAUACGUGGACAGAUGGGUUAGUUUAGCUUUUCCUGAGACAAACAUGGCCAAAAGCUAUUCUAGAGUACUCUCUGAAACUUCUGGCACAGCAUCUGACACAAGUAACAGAGACAAUCGUGCAAGAAUAACUUUUCACAACGCUAAGGAUGAUGGAUGGGUAAAAAUAAAUGAACAGCUUGGUUUACCAGGGUUACAAAUGCCUCUACAAGACUCCAUCGUGGUAUUUAAUGAUAAUCGGGACUUCACCCCUCAUUCUCAUGAAUCAUUAUAUAGACGUCCGCGGUAUACAAUAUCAGCGACUUCUAACACCGAACCAACAGCACUAUUACCACAAUAUGAAGAUUCUACCACUAAACCAGCAAAAGUAACAUCCAAGUUAAUUAUUCAUCAAAGAACUUCACCUCCACAAAUCUUUGAUCGUCUCAGUUUGUUAUUUGCAGAUGGAAGCACAACCCAGCCACCAAUCACAACUACAACACUGAAAGAAGACCUAUCUGCAGAGCAGUUACACAAUGCCCUCCUACUCUUGUCUCACCUGCAAGACAUCUUUAACAACCAGCAACAGGCAGAUGCCCCUCAACAGCUUUCAGCAUCACCAUCCUUGUUCCAGCAACCUUCGCAGCCAGGCAUCCAGGUAUCAGUUACCCACAAUACUCCAAAUGGAAACCAUAAUUCUGACUUUGAUGUACUGAGGCAGCCCCUUGGUCCUCCUCUACCAGUGGCCUAUCAACCAAAUGUUGGGUUUCAAGAUUACAGGCCUGGUUAUCAUCCUUCAUAUGGAACCAACCAAGGUUAUCCAGGAAACCCACCAGUAGCAAAUCAGUUUUUCAACAACCCAUACCCACAAUAUCCUUAUCCUUACCCAUACCACAUUCCUCAAUUUCUAUGCCAGGGAGGUGGAGCAUCAACAAGUACAUCUACAGGACCAGGAAGUGCCUCUGCAGCUGCAGCUGCAGGAGGUGGAUGCGGCGGAGGCUCCACUUCCACUUCUACGUCAGUAGGACAGAGUGCUGGUGCAGCACCAGGAACAGUAUCCGUUGGCACCAAUACUCAGGGGUCAGAUCGGGUGACUCUGUCGCCUAGUCCAGGUUCAGGCCAGGCUUCAGUUGUACGUCCUCCAGCAAUACCAGAGAGGGAUUUUUCCAGUGCAGAUUCUUCUUCAACCACACGUUCUCCCCCUUUCAACAUAAGGUUUGGGAGUCGCUCAACCACCACAACCCCUGUCCCCCAAAUUGAAAAAGAUAACUAUGUCAGGGUAUUAACAGCACUUAAUACACUCAUGCAGUACCUCAAUGCUACAAGACAGCAACAGCAGCCACAACAGCAACAACAACAAGUACAAGGCAUUAAUUCAUUUGCAUCAAUGAGGAGGACAUCUGUGCCGCUGUCAAAUCCUGCAUCAAAAUUUGUGUUACACCCAUUACGCCGACCCCAACCUCAACCGACAAGACGACCAAUACCUAGACCUUUUCUUGAUUACUUAAGCACUGUGUUAGAUAAUGCAGUUUCAAACCCACCUAGCCUACCUGCACAAGUUAUACAACUACCAAGUCAAGACUAUCAAGGCCACAUCGGGCAAGGUCACCAUGGACAACUAGCAGCUGUUGAGACUUGCAUGUCCUGUAAAUGACCUUUGUGUUUCAUCUCCACAGGUGACUGGUUACAGAGCAGUGGAGACAAUGACACAAAAUCAUCCUUAACAAGCAGCUGGAAGAGACUAGCACCGUCUGAUUCCUGUUCUUCCUUUUCAGUAACAACAACGGCUCCCAAUUCGUUCAGCGUCAGUGUUGAUUUAUAUGUCCCUAUAUUAUCCGAGCUCCUACGACGUACAACCACAACUACUCCGUCUCCUCCUUUUGCCAUACCUAAACCACUGCCAAUAAGCAGGCCCCAG
This is a messenger RNA of Macrobrachium nipponense, 8457 nucleotides long. Its product is annotated as mucin-2-like. Bases 1444 to 8193 code for a protein of 2249 amino acids. The transcript is spliced from 5 exons. The record is from RefSeq and is a predicted model, not a curated record. Lineage: Eukaryota; Metazoa; Arthropoda; Malacostraca; Decapoda; Palaemonidae.